This is a messenger RNA of Danaus chrysippus (African queen), 1071 nucleotides long. The record is from the annotation of a GenBank genome assembly. Lineage: Eukaryota; Metazoa; Arthropoda; Insecta; Lepidoptera; Nymphalidae.
AUGACAGUAAGCCACCAGUUUCCAUGCAAAAUGGGUGUAACAAUGCCUCUGUUUUGGAUUACCCUUGCAGUCUCAGUCUUAGGCUCUAACGCUGCUGGUGAAUUCAGCGUGUUACAUAGUCCACAAUCCUUGAAGUUCUCUGAAUCAAGCAAAACAUCGGAAAGUCUCCUGAAAGAAAUCUUCUCAGCAGCUCUUGGCUUGUCAGUAGAAGAAAAUUCAGAAUGGAACGGUCUGUCCAUCACAGAUCCUUUUAACACCCCAGAGGCAGUUGUACAAGUCUACAUUGAUGGUAUAUCUUCACUUGGAGAAAAUAGUGGACUUAAGAGUAAGAAAUACCCUCUUAUUGUUGAUGAAUAUGAACCAGAUGCAUAUGAUGCUAUCAAACAUAGGAUUAAGCAGAGAUUUAUUAACGGAAACAAUAAGCUUGUUAACAUUGGAUUAUCAGAAUCUGAUGAUUUAGCUGUAGCGUCAAAGGUGUUCGGUGAAAUUGUUCCUCCUAAGAUUCCCAAGAAAUCUUUCAACUUGAAAUAUGAUACAAAUGAAGUGGAUUACCAAUUCUUAUAUGAGUUGGAAGUAUUGAAAAAAAUUACUAAUAAGUUGAAAAGUGGUGCAGUAUCUCCCGAUAACAUUAUUGACUUCUACAACAUUAGAUUCCGUUCCCUUCAUGCACUAUCAGACUACCACGGCCCUAACACAGCCCAAACCAGAGAGGCUAGGCAACUUUUAGCUGAAGCUAUUCAGGAGCUAAAUGAUGCAUUUGUAAAGGCUUAUGACGGUUCAGUGCUCGUAACUGUUGUGACUACUGACGUCGCACACACAAGACGUGCUAUUCGUGCUGCUCCCGAUGCAGUGGCUGAUGAUCAGGAUGAAGAGCAGAUGGAAAAGCAACUGCGAUCCAAUCAAGACAACUACUCAGCUGAUUAUGCUGCAAUCUUCAACAUUAUGCUAUGGUUUGGAAUUGUGUUUGCAUUUUCUUUAGUCGCUAUUGUCUAUGCCGUUAUGGAUAUGGACCCUGGCAGAGAUUCCAUCAUAUACCGCAUGACUAGCACUCGAAUGAAGAAAGAUAAUUAA